This is a messenger RNA of Scleropages formosus (Asian bonytongue), 3258 nucleotides long. RefSeq names its product nuclear GTPase SLIP-GC-like. Bases 225 to 3014 code for a protein of 929 amino acids. Gene Ontology annotation, molecular function: GTPase activity. The transcript has 20 exons. The record is from RefSeq and is a predicted model, not a curated record. Lineage: Eukaryota; Metazoa; Chordata; Actinopteri; Osteoglossiformes; Osteoglossidae.
UAGGGAGUGGCGUCGCGUGGUCAAAAGGUGGCGCGCGCGUCUCCUCGGGAGAACCUUUCAGUGUCCGUCGGUGCUGCUGCUGCGAGAGAGAGAGCGGGACCCUCAGGCGGGAAGCUGCAAUACAUCACUGCCAACAGUGGUUCAGCGCAACACAAGCACAAUCAGUGUCACAAAAGUAAUUGUGAAGACUACUGUAAAAAAAAAAAAAAAAAAAAACAUCCAAAAUGAGCUCAUCUUCUACAACCACUGAUACACUGACAGAACCUUGCCCAGGUGUUCAUCGAUGUUCAGCCAAGAAAUGUGACUGCUGUGACCACAUGCUCACGAAUAUCAGUGAGUUCCGGGCCACACGUACAAGUAAGUCUUACAGCAUCAACCAAGAUCUGAGCUGUACAACGUCCAAAGUGAUCUACAUCAUCCAGUGCAAAGUGUGCAGCAUGCAGUAUGUGGGGAAAACUGUGAGUGCCUUGAAAACAAGAUUCUCUUCGCACAAAAGCUCCAUCUCGAAAGAACAACAUCGUCCACUAGCUAAUCAUUUUAACAGCAAUGGACACCGUUUGGAAGAUCUUCUGAUAUUUCCAAUCGAGCAAGUCUGUGAUCGCGACAGUCUUAAAGAGAGAGAGGCUUACUGGGUGGAAGAGCUUCAAACACUGGACUAUGGAAUAAAUUUAGUGCCAAAUGAAUCUGGGGCGCCUAAAAGGAGGAAUGAGGAGGAAUGUGGACCAAGACCACCGAAGAAAGCGAGGAAGAAGAACAGAGUACCUGUUUUCUCAAGUGAGACAGAAGGUCUUCUGACUGUGUGUGAAGACGCCACAGAAGAGGCCAGAAAGAUUAUCUCACAAGUUCACCAGAAACUCAAAAAGACUUCCUGCUCAAGAGCAGAAAGCUCUGAGUUUCUGCAAGAUCUUAAGAAGAAGAUCUCAGAUUUAAAAGAGCAGAAACUAAAUGAGAAAAUUUACAUUGGUUUGCUUGGGAGGACAGGAGCUGGAAAGAGCUCCUUGAUCAACGCGAUUGUGGACGAAAGUCAGAUCCUACCAUCUGGAAGGCUGCAUGCUUGUACAUCAGUGCUUGUGUACGUACAGGCCAACGCUGAAUUAGACAAAGAUUACAGAGCAGACAUUGAAUUCAUCAGCAAAGAGGACUGGGAGGCAGAGCUACGCUUUCUGGUGGAAAUACUGUCUAAUGAGCAGGGUGAGAGGCCCAAUGCAGACAGUGAGGGUGACAAGGAGAUGCAAAAAAUGGCUGAAGAAAAAAUUAGGGCCAUUUAUGGAGAAGAAGGACUUCGGAAGAGUUACGACGAACUGGUGGGAAAUAGACAAUUUCCACAGAUUCCGGAAAAUUGCAGGAGAACUUUUACUUUCCAUACUGCUGCUGAACUAUCGCAAAACAUUGGCUGUUACAUUCGGAGUGACAAGAAAAUGAACCAGCAGUACUGGCCUCUGGUGAAGUGUGUGACCAUCUCCCUUCCUCGCUCCCCUGCUCUCCUGGACAGAAUUGUGCUGGUGGACCUUCCUGGGGCUGGAGACGCCAACAAACAGAGAGAUGAGAUGUGGAAGGAGUGCCUGAGCCGCUGCGCCUCCAUCUGGAUCGUCAAUGACAUCAACAGAGCUCUGUCUGACAAAGAGGCGCAUAAAAUCUUUCAGGAAAGUUUGAGGAGCAUCGCUGGAGGAGGGGAGUGUCACAACAUCACUUUCAUCUGCACCAAAACAGAUCUAGUCAACGUAGAGGAGAUCAGAAGUGAGGUCAGCAAUCAGGACCUUGACUUAACUGAACCCGAGGACUCUCCAGAUUAUGAGAGGAAAGAGAAACAGGCCUGCAUACUGUACCAAAAUACAGAAGCCAAAUGUGAGAUAGAAAAAAGUCACAAAGCCAAGGUUCAGAAACUGCUAUUUGGUGAGGGAGACGAGGAGAUUUCAGACAGUUUCUUUCACGUGUUCACUGUGAGCUCUUCAGAAUACAAGAAGAUCAAGCAGGGAAAGUCCUCAGUUCUCGACUGCAACGAGACUGAAUUGCCCCUGCUGAUAGAGCACAUCAAGAAACUGUAUGUGUCACAUUCAGAGAAGGAAGUAAAAGAUUAUGUAUCAGACAUUUCUGGGCUUGUUUCAUAUCUGCACCUCGCGAAGAACCCCUGCAAUGACAAGAUUAAGUCAUUCAAUGACAGCGAAUUUGAUCGGCUUAAAAAGGAUUUGUUCAAAACAUGUCAGACACUAGAAAAAUUUCUGAGUGAGGUCCACAGUGACCUCAAAGAAAACCUGGAGAGUGGAGCUAAAGCAGCUGAGAAAGAAUCCUGGGACAAUGCAAAAGCGAAAGUUAUAGACCCAACAAAGAGAGAUUUCAGGGGCUACCAUAAGACACUCAAGGCCUUGUGCAAAAACAAUGGGUUUUUCAGGUCUCGCAAUGGAGACAUUAUUGACCUGAACUAUACACUCUCAGAGUCCAUGUACAGACAAAUGAACAAAACCAAUUUAUUUCUAAAAACUUUCAGCUCUAGAGGAAGAAAAUCAAUAAAUGGGAAUUUUGAGAGUUUUCAAGUAAACUUCAUCUCAUCUGAUCAACUGAAAAAGUAUAGGAUGGAGCAAGAAAAAUACCUACGUCUGGUUUACAUUAAAAUAAAGCAAAGAAAAUUGCUAAGACACUUGGAGAAGGAAACUCUUCACAGAAAGAAGUGCAUCUACAAUUCCCUCAGUGAUUCUGUCCGGGAGACCAUGCAGCCAACUUAUUCAAAGUGUGCUGGAACUAUGAGAUACACUGUCACACAGAUUCAGAAUGAGCUCAAUGAUAAGAUUUCAUCUUCCAAAAAUACAAUGUUCCAAGAAGCAAUGAAUGAGAUGCUCAGACAAUUUGAUGAUCUGAAGAACUGGAUUCUGAGAGAACUGGAGGCAGACAUGUUGAUAGCAAUGAAACUGGCACUGACUCAGAUUCCGGAUGACUUUGUAGAUCUUCCUGAUGUUGAUGAAGAAUUGGAGAUACUGAAGACACACUGCGAAUCCUUGGAUCUUAAGCUUUUUGUUUGAGUGGUUCUUAACUCUGUUUGCAUUGAGAGGCCCUUGAUGAGAAUACCCAUAAAAUGUAACAAUAAUUUCUCCUAUUUGACAUUACACUGUUGAGGCAGGAACACAUGAGCUGUAAACACUGGAGAAGUGAGCUGACUUCACAAGGUGGGGCAGCUGAUCCCUGUAGAUCUAGAGGUGGCAAGUUUGAAUCCCAUCUCUAGCUGCAGUACCCUUGAGUGAGGUACUUCCCUUGAAUUGCUACAGU